Ipomoea nil (Japanese morning glory) is the source of this 972-nucleotide messenger RNA. RefSeq lists its product as uncharacterized. Lineage: Eukaryota; Viridiplantae; Streptophyta; Magnoliopsida; Solanales; Convolvulaceae. The transcript has a single exon. Gene Ontology annotation, biological process: defense response. The record is from RefSeq and is a predicted model, not a curated record. Bases 1 to 972 code for a protein of 323 amino acids.
AUGGCCGGUUCCGUCACCACGACGUCGGCGGCUUCCUCCACCAUCACGUCCUCCUCCGCCCCCUCCUCCCUCCGCCCUUCCCUCUCCCACCAUAUCCUCGAGAUCACCCUCAUCUCCGCCCAAGAUCUGGCCGCCGUUUCCAAGUCCCAGCGCACCUACGCCCUCAUAUGGGUCAACCCGAAUAAGAAGCGGAGCACCAGCAUCGACUCCAAAGGCCUCACGAAUCCCACGUGGAACCACAAGUUCUCCUUCCGGGUCGGCGAUGAUUUCCUCGGCUCCGACGACUCCGCCGUCAACGUCGAGAUCUAUUCCGUUGCGUGGUUCCGGGACGUCCUCGUCGGGACGGUAAAGAUAAACGUGAAACACCUUCUCGCGCCCCCAGCGCGGAGUAUUACUCAGGAUGGGAAUAAGAAAGAGAGGUUCAUGGCUCUCCAGAUCCGCCGCCCCUCCGGCGACCCUCAGGGGAUGCUCAACAUGGGGGUGGCGCUUUUCGACUCCGCCUCGCGCAGCAAGCCCAAGUACAGCGAAGUUAGCGGCUCGUCGUCGGAUUGCAGAGAUUUACUGGAGAAGAAAAUGAACAAGUUUUUUCCGGAUUCUGAGUCCGCCGUGGAGUUUCCGGCGAAAGGGGGGUCUGUAUGCAACAGCUCGGCCGUGAACGGCGGAUCGGAGGUUUGCUCCGACAUCGGGCCCUCGGCCUCCGUGGUGGCGGCGGAGUUAAUGAAUUUGAAUCCUCCCGCGCCCGCACCGGCGCAGGCGGCCAAGACGACGGUGCCCGUGGCUGAGAAAACGAAGAGUGCCUGUGGGGAGAGUUUGAUACUGGAGGAACUCACGGCGGAGGAAGCGGCGGCGAAAGGGUUUACAAAAGAGCCGGGAGUGAAGAAAAAGGGACGCCUAGUUUCGUGCUUCGGAAACGCUUAUGGUUUUGAGGUCACCAUUGUUUGCGGCCAAAGCAAAAAACAGAAAAAAGAUUAA